Messenger RNA from Syzygium oleosum, 1608 nucleotides. RefSeq lists its product as uncharacterized. The record is from RefSeq and is a predicted model, not a curated record. The coding region runs from base 1 to 1608 and encodes 535 amino acids. The transcript has a single exon. NCBI's taxonomy places the organism in Eukaryota, Viridiplantae, Streptophyta, Magnoliopsida, Myrtales, Myrtaceae. Gene Ontology annotation, molecular function: zinc ion binding; nucleic acid binding.
AUGAGUAUUGAAGAAUACAUCCGUGAGUUUGAACAACUCAAAAUGAGAUGCGACGUUCCAGAAGUUCCGGAGCAAACCGUCGCUCGUUUCCUUGGCGGCAUGAAUAGAGAAAUUGCUGAUAUGGUUGAACUUCAACCGUAUUGGUCCUUUGAAGACGUUUGUAAGCUAGCCAUAAAAGUUGAGAAGCAACUGAAAGGCAAGAGGUUUUCCUCCAGAACCUCAACCAAGGCGACAUCCUAUUUUAAAGGUGCUUCCUCAAGCAAGGUCGAAAGCACGUCGACCAAAGACAAAGGAAAGGAGAAGAGCACAGAGCCUUCCAAAGGAUUUCAGAAGAAACUUGAAGGCGAUGCGAGGAAAUGCUUUAAGUGCCGUGGUUUUGGACAUUUUCAAGCAAAUUGUCCAAAUCGGCGAGUUAUGACUCUUCAAGAAAUUGAGGAGAUCAAUUCGGCACUUCAAGAGGCUGAAAGCAAUCCGGACCAAAAUGGUUCCGAAUCUGAAAAGGAAGAAGAAGUUAUGGAGAAAGCAGAUGAUGGCGAAAUGUUGAUCAUACGAAGAGCAUUGCAUGCUGAAGUUUCUCUUGAUAAUGAGCAAAGGGAGAACAUCUUUCACACCCGUUGUACUAUUAACGGGAAGGUAUGUUCGGUGAUUAUCGAUGGUGGGAGUUGCACCAACGUUGCUUCGACAACCCUUGUCGACAAGCUGAAGCUUCCAACAACGAAACAUCCUCAACCGUACAAGCUCCAAUGGCUCAAUCAAGGAAAUGAUCUCAAGGUAACCAAACGAGCUCUUAUAUCGUUUUCGAUUGGGAAGAACUAUCGAGAUCAAGUUCUAUGUGAUGUGAUUCCCAUGGAUGCAUGUCACUUGUUAUUGGGAAGACCUUGGCAAUAUGAUAUGAAUUCUAUGCAUGAUGGUCGUAAGAACACAUACUCUUUUCGGAAGGAACAAAAAUGCAUCAUCCUUUUACCCUUGAAUCCUUCAUUGAUACAUCGAAAUCAACCUGGGGAGGGAAACACUGGUAAGGAAAGUUUGUUCUUAAAUGAAACACGGGUUGAGAGAGCCAUUAGCAAACAAAAGAAUGUAUUUGCUUUGCUUAUGGUAGAGAAAAAGAGUGAGAUAGAGCGACCCAUUCAUCCAAAGAUGCAUCGCUUGUUGAAAGAUUUUGCAGAUGUGUUCCCAGAGGAUUUGCCACCUGGAUUACCUCUCAUAAGAGGUAUUGAGCACCAAAUUGAUUUGAUCCCCGGCGCUCCUCUACCGAACAAACCAGCUUAUCAAUGCAAUCCGGAGGAAACAAAGGAGUUACAAAGACAAGUCGAUGAACUUAUCGACAGAGGAUAUGUUCGAGAAAGCAUGAGUCCAUGUUUUGUUCCGGCUCUACUCGUGCCCAAGAAAGAUGGUUCAUUCAGAAUGUGCGUUGAUAGCCGAGCCAUCAACAACAUCACCAUUAAGUAUAGGUACCUUAUACCUAGACUUGAUGAUAUGCUUGAUGAAUUGUAUGGUUCUACUGUCUUCUCAAAGAUAGAUUUGCGAAGUGGUUAUCACCAAAUCAGAAUGCGAGAAGGUGAUGAAUGGAAGACGGCUUUCAAAACCAAGGGAGGCCUUUAUGAGUAG